Molecule: messenger RNA, 1067 nt
Organism: Yamadazyma tenuis ATCC 10573
Lineage: Eukaryota; Fungi; Ascomycota; Pichiomycetes; Serinales; Debaryomycetaceae
Biological process (GO): steroid biosynthetic process
Molecular function (GO): 3-beta-hydroxy-Delta5-steroid dehydrogenase (NAD+) activity
Source: RefSeq, a predicted model, not a curated record
AUUAGCUCAAUAAUGUCUACGGUUUUAGUCACAGGCGCUACAGGACAUACAGGUGUAUUCACAGUUCUUGAAUACAUCAAGAAUGGUUACAAGGUUAACACCACUAUGAGAGAUAUCUCCCAGUUGAGUGAGGUUAAGGAAAUGAUCCAAAAGACUGGAAACUUGUCCGAUGAGGCGAUGAAGAAUAUCAGAUAUUUCCAAGCGGAUUUGGGCAAAGAAGAAGGCUGGAAAGAAGCAAUUGAUGGCUGUGAGUACGUUUGCCAUGUUGCUUAUCCGUUCAUCAACAAUGUUCCUCUUGAACAGAUUUAUGAUGCUGCUAUUACUGGAACCAUGAACCUUUUGAACUUGGCUGCCAAUACUGAAUCUGUCAAGCAAUUCAUCUUCUGUUCCAGUUUUGCAGCCAUUGGAUUUGCGGACUCAUACCCAGAAGGAACAAUUGUUAAUGAUGAUUCGUGGACCCCCGAAGACGCAAAAAUUCUUGACGGCUAUAUGAAGUCCAAAAUCUUGGUGGAGAAGAUGAUGUGGAAAUUCAUCAAAAGCAGUGAGAACAAGCGAGGUAUGUCUUUUACUUCAAUUGCCCCCUAUAUGAUCUCGGGUCCUCUUCCAUGGGGUUAUAGGAAACUCGUUGGGGUUAUGGGCCUUAUUAAGUUGUACAUUACGGGAGGAUUGGAUGUUAUCUUGCACUACCAUUUAAACAACUCCGAUGUUAGAGACCUUUCCAAGUCAUUUGUUUCUGCCACAAACAACAAAGAGGCCUUCAAUGAAAGAUUCCUUUUGGUUGAAGAAAAGGAACACCUCAUGUCUGAAAUAGUUGAUAUUCUCAAGAGAGACUUUCCAGCCAAGUACUCUGAGAAAGUCCCAACAGCAGUUAGUCCACCUUUAACUAUCUCCAAGAUCACCGACAGCUCUAAAGCUCGGAGAAUUUUGAACUUCAACCCUAUUCCAUUUGAGGAGUCCAUCAAGCAGUCCAUUGAGAACAUUAUUGAACGGGAAAAUCUCUGAGUCCGAUCCACAACUUCGUAUGGUUUAUAGAAAAUAGCUCUCUAAAUGCAAAGAGAAUUAUAAGU